Molecule: messenger RNA, 7177 nt
Organism: Myripristis murdjan (pinecone soldierfish)
Lineage: Eukaryota; Metazoa; Chordata; Actinopteri; Holocentriformes; Holocentridae
Product: nebulin
Exons: 64
Coding region: 66-7049 (2327 amino acids)
Biological process (GO): cardiac muscle thin filament assembly
Cellular component (GO): Z disc
Molecular function (GO): actin filament binding
Source: RefSeq, a predicted model, not a curated record
GAGGAGCUCCGUCCUCGCUCUACUCCACGCUGCCCGACACCUCCGAGAUCCAGUUCGCCAGGGAGAUGACCGAGCUGCAGAGCGAGAGUAAAUAUAAAGAGGACGGGAGGAGGAGCGUCUCUCAGAGCAUCUACUCUCAGCUGCCGGAGACUGUCCAGACUCAGUUCGCUAAAGCUGUGUCCGAGCUGCAGAGCGAGACCAAGUACAAGGAGGCGGGUAAGAAGGAGGUGAACUCCUGUUUGUACUCGCUUCUCCCUGAGACUUUAGAGACGGUCCACGCCAAGGAGGUAUCGGAGCUGCUCAGCCAGGUAAAGUACAAAGAAGACGGUAAAAAAGAGAUGAGCGUCAACUUGUACUCUCUGCUGCCCGAGACCAUCGACACCCAACACGCCAAAGAGGUGUCCAACCUGCAGAGCGAGGUGAAGUACAAGGAAGGUCUGAAGGAGAAGAUUCAGAGCAGUUUGUACCACCAGCUGCCAGAAACCACAGAGACCCGGCUGGCCAAACAACUGACGGAGCUGCAGAGCGAGGCAAAGUAUAAAGAGGCCGGUAAGAAGGAGGUGAACACCUGCCUGUACGCUCUUCUUCCUGAAACCCUGCAGACACAGCACGCUAAAGAGGCUGCAGAGCUGCUCAGCGAGAUCAAGUACAAGGAGAUCGGUAAGAAGGAGAUCUCCAGCUCGCUGUACUCCACGCUGCCCGACACGACAGAGACCAGCUUCGCCCGGGAGUUGAGCGACAUGCAGAGCGAGCUCAAAUACAAAGAGGACGGGAGGAGGAGCGUCUCUCAGAGCAUCUACUCUCAGCUGCCAGAGACCGCCCAGACUCAGUUUGCUAAAAGUGUGUCCGAGCUGCAGAGCGAGAUGAAGUACAAAGAAGCUGGGAAGAAAGACGUUUCCAGCUCUCUGUUUUCUGCUCUGCCGGAGACUCGGGACACGCUGCACGCCAGAGAGGCCUCAGAGCUGCAGAGCCAGCUGAAGUACACUGAGGGGAUGAAGAAAGGCCUGUCCUCCAGCCUGUACCACCUGCUGCCCGAGACCAUCGAAACAGCUCGCGCCAAAGAAGUUUCAGAGCUCCUCAGCGAGAUUAAGUACAAAGAGGACGGCAAGAAGGACAUGAGCAUCAACUUGUACUCCGUGAUGCCCGAGACCAUCGACACCCAACACGCUAAAGAGGCGUCCAGCCUGCAGAGCGAGGUGAAGUAUAAGGAGGGUCUGAAGGAGAAGAUUCAGAGCAGUUUGUACCACCAGCUGCCAGAAACCACAGAGACCCGGCUGGCCAAACAGCUGACAGAGCUACAGAGCGAGGUCAAGUACAAGGAGGCUGGUAAGAAGGAGGCGAGCAGCAGCCUGUACUCCCUGCUGCCUCACACCAUGGAGACUCAACACGCUAAAGAAGCUGCACAGCUGCUCAGUGAGAUCAAGUACAAGGAGAGUGGUAAGAAGGAGAUCUCCAGCUCGCUGUACUCCACGCUGCCCGACACGACAGAGACCAGCUUCGUCCGGGAGAUAAGCGACAUGCAGAGCGAGAGCAAAUACAAGGAAGGCGUGAGGAAGAGCGUCUCUCAGAGCAUCUACUCUCAGCUGGCAGAGACCGCCCAGACUCAGUUCGCUAAAACUGUGUCUGAACGGCAGAGCGAGAUGAGGUACAAAGAAGCAGGGAAGAAAUCGUCCGGCUGCCUGUUCUCCACGAUGCCUGAGACCCGGGACACGCUGCACGCCAAAGAGGCCUCAGAGCUGCAGAGCCAGCUGAAGUACACUGAGGGAAUGAAGAAAGGCCUGUCCUCCAGCCUGUACCACCUGCUGCCCGAGACCAUCGAAACAGCUCGCGCCAAAGAAGUUUCAGAGCUCCUCAGCGAGAUUAAGUACAAAGAGGACGGCAAGAAGGACAUGAGCAUCAACUUGUACUCCGUGAUGCCCGAGACCAUCGACACCCAACACGCUAAAGAGGCGUCCAGCCUGCAGAGCGAGGUGAAGUAUAAGGAGGGUCUGAAGGAGAAGAUUCAGAGCAGUUUGUACCACCAGCUGCCAGAAACCACAGAGACCCGGCUGGCCAAACAGCUGACGGAGCUGCAGAGCGAGAUCAAGUACAAGGAGGCCGGUAAGAAGGAGGCGAGCAGCAGCCUGUACUCCCUGCUGCCUCACACCAUGGAGACUCAACACGCUAAAGAAGCUGCACAGCUGCUCAGCGAGGUCAAGUACAAGGAGAGCGGUAAGAAGGAGAUCUCCAGCUCGCUGUACUCCACACUGCCCGACACGACAGAGACCAGCUUCGCCCGGGAGAUGAGCGACAUGCAGAGCGAGAAAAAAUACAAGGAGGAGGGGAAAAAGAGCGUCUCUCAGAGCAUCUACUCUCAGCUCCCGGAGACCGCCGAGACUCAGUUUGCUAAAACUGUGUCCGAGCUGCAGAGCGAGAUGAAGUAUAAAGAGGCGGGGAAGAAGGAAAUGUCCAGCGCUCUGUACUCGACUCUGCCCGAGACUCUGGACACGCUGCACGCUAAAGAGGCGUCUGAGCUGCAGAGCCAGCUGAAGUACAAACAGGGCCUGAAGAAGGAAGCCUCCUCCAGUCUGUACCACCUGAUGCCGGAGACCAGCGAGACUCAGUUCGUCAAAGAGCAGUCGGAGAUGCUCAGCGAGGUCAGGUAUAAAGAAGACGGUAAGAAGGAGCUGAGCGUGAACCUGUUCUCUCUGCUUCCUGAGACUCUGGACACCCAACACGCCAAAGAGCUGGCAGACAUGCAGAGCGAGGCUAAAUACAAAGAGGCCAGUAAGAAGCAGGUUUCCACGUCUCUGUACCACCGUCUGCCUGAAACUCUGGAGACGCAACACGCCAAAGAGGCUUCACAGCUGCAGAGCCAGAUCUUGUACAAAGAGGCUGGUAAGAAGGAGCUCUCUGGUCCGGUUUACCAUCAGCUCCCUGAGACCCUGGAGACCCAGUUUGCCCGAGAGCAGAGCGACCUGCAGAGCCAAAACAAGUACAAGGAGGAGGGGAGGAGGAGCGUCUCUCAGAGCAUCUACUCUCAGCUGCCGGAGACCGCCGAGACUCAGUUCGCUAAAGCUGUGUCUGAGCUGCAGAGCGAGAUGAAGUACAAGCAGGCGGGCAGGCGGCAAGCCGGCGGCUGUCUGUACUCUGUGAUGCCAGAAACCCUGGAGACUCAGCACGCCAAGCAGGCCUCGCACAUCCAGAGCCAGGUGAAAUACAGGGAGGCGUCGCAGAAGGAGGUCUCGUCCUCCCUCUUCUCCUCCCUCCCUCAGACCAUCCAGACCGAGCUGGCCAAGGAGGUGUCAGAGAUCCAGAGCCAGGUGAAAUACAAAGAGGGCGGUAAGAAGGAGGCGUCCUCUGCUCUGUACCACCGGCUCCCUGAGACGGCCGAGACGCACUUCGCCAAGCAGAUGUCGGAGAUCCAGAGCGAGCUCAAGUACAAGAAGGACAAGGAGGAUCUGUCCACUAACUUGUACUCUGUGAUGCCCGAGACGCUGGAGACGCAGUUUGUCAAGGAGAUGGCUCAGACUCACAGCGAGGCUAAGUACAAGGAGGCAGGGAAGCAUCAGGCGGCGACGUCUCUCUACUCCAAACUGCCUGAAACUCUGGAGACCAAACGCGCUAAAGAAGUGACUGAGCUGCAGAGUGAAGUGAAGUAUAAGGAUGAAUGCAGGAAGGAGCUGAGCUGCUCUCUGUACUCGCAGCUGUCCGACACGGCGGAGACGCAGUUCGCCAGGGACAUGACUGAGCUGCAGAGCGAGAACAAGUACAAGGAGAGCGGCCGGAGGAGCCAGUCCAUCAGCGUUUUCUCCCAGCUGCCAGAGACCCAGGAGACCCAGUUCGUCAAAUCUGUCUCUGAGCUGCAGAGCCAGAUCAAAUAUAAAGAGGCCGGGAAGAAAGAAAUGCCCGGCGCUCUGUACUCGACUCUGCCGGAGACUCUGGACACGCUGCACGCUAAAGAGGCUUCUGAGCUGCAGAGCCAGGUGAAGUACAAAGAGGACAGUAAGAAGGAGGCGAGCAGCUCUCUGUACCACCAGCUGCCUGAAACCACAGAGACCCAGCUGGCCAAAGAGCUCAGCGGAGUUUACAGCCAGGUGCGUUAUAAGGAGGAGGGGAAGAAGGAGCUUGGCAGGAGUUUGUACUCGGCGCUCCCCGACACGGCAGAGAUCCAGUUUGCCAAGGAGAUGACAGAGAUCCAGAGCGAGACAAAAUACAAGAAAGACAAAGAGGAUCUGUCCACUAACUUGUACUCCCUGCUGCCGGAGACGCUGGAGACGCAGUUUGUUAAAGAGAUGGCUCAGACUCACAGCGAGGUCAAGUACAAGGAGGCGGGGAAGAAGGAGGCGGCUAACUCCCUGUACCACCGGCUGCCGGAGACGCUGGAGACGCAGCACGUUAAAGAGGUCACCCACCUGCAGAGCGAGAACAAGUACAAGCAGAGUGGGAGGAAGACGAUGGCGUCCAGUCUGUACUCCCAGCUGCCGCAGACCGCCGAGACGCAGCUCGCCGCCAAGCUGUCCGACCUGCAGAGCGAGAACAAAUACAAGGAGGAGGGGAAGAAGAGCGUCUCUCAGAGCAUCUACUCUCAGCUGCCGGAGACCGCCGAGACCGAGUUCGCUAAAAGUGUGUCCGAGCUGCAGAGCGAGGCCAAGUACAAGCAGGCGGGCAGGAAGGAGGCGGCCAGCUGCCUGUACCACCUGCUGCCCGAGACGCUGGACACACAGCACGCCAGAGAGGCCAGCGAGCUGCAGAGCCAGGUGAGGUACAGGGAGGGCGGGAAGAAGGAGCUGGGCAGCAGCCUGUACUCUCUGCUGCCGCACACGGCCGAGCUGGACUUCGCUAAAUCCGUCAUGGAGCUGCAGAGCCAGAACAAGUACAAGCAGAAGGGCAGACAGGAGAUCAGCAGCAGUGUUUUCCACCAAAUGCCGGAGACCAACGAGAUCGAGUUCGCCAAGCAGAUCUCCGAGCUGCAGAGUGAGUCAAAAUACAAGAAAGACAAAGAGGAUCUGUCCAGUAACUUGUACUCCCUGCUGCCGGAGACGCUGGAGACGCAGUUUGUUAAAGAGAUGGCUCAGACUCACAGCGAGAGUAAAUACAAAGAGGCCGGUAAGAAAGAGCUGGUCAGCUCUCUGUACGCUCUGCUUCCUGAGACCAAAGAGAUGCAACACGCCAAGGAGCAGACUCUGCUCUGCAGCGAGAAAGCGUACCGGGAGGAGGGGCGCAGGGAGGCGGGCAGCAGUCUGUACGCCCACAUGCCCCAAACCAUCGAGACGGUCUUCGCCAAGGAGCUGAGCCGCACGCAGAGCGACAAGUACUAUAAGGAGAAGUAUAACCAGGAGAAGGGAAAGUCCAGCUACACCAACAUGGAGAAGCUUCCAGAGGUGGAGCACGCCAUGGAGGUCAACAAGAACCAGAGCGAAGUGAGCUACAGGAAAGGUAAACAGGAGCUUCAUAACUACAACGCCGUGGCAGACCGACCCGACAUCAUCAGCGCCACCAACGCUGCCAAGCUGGCCAGCAACGUGGGCUACAAGGCUCAGGCUAAUAAGGCGGUUUACAGCGAUGAAUCCGUCUUGUCCAGAUCCGACAUCCAACACGCUAAAGAGGCCUCUAAACUGGCCAGUCAGGUGAAGUACAAGCAGAGCUUCGACAGGGACCUGAAGGGCCAGAGGCCUCAGUACAACCCGGUCGACUGUCUCUCCUUCAGACACACACAGGCCGCCUCGGCGCUGGCCAGCCAGGUGAAGUAUAAAUCCGGUCAGAAGCAGAAACUAGAAGGUUCCUCCGACCUGCCCAACCUGCUGCAGCUGGAGCACGCUCUGCACGCCAGCAAGCUGCAGAGCAACGUGGAGUACAAGAAGCGGUACGAGCAGUCGAAGGGUCAGUACCAUGUGGCUCUGGACACGGCUGAACAGCUCCACCACAGGGAGAACGCAGUACUGCACAGCCAGGUGAAGUACAGAGAGGAGUAUGAGAAGAACAAAGGUCGGAGUCAGAUGGAGUUUGGAGACACUCAGACAUACAAAGUGUCUAAAGAAGCACAGAAGAUGCAAAGCGAGAGGGAGUACAGGAGGGACUAUGAGGAGCAGAUGAAGGGUAAAGCUCUGCUGGACGUGGACCAGACUCCUGGAUACCUGACAGCCCGACACGCUGGCAGCCUGCUGAGCGAGAAGGAGUACAGGAAGGACCUGGAACAGGAAGUGAAGGGGCGGGGCUUGUCGGGCCUGGGCCUGGAGGAGACACCCGAACUGCUGAGGGUGAAGAACGCCAGUCACAUACUGAAUGAGAGGGCGUACCGCAGGGACUUGGAGACGGAGAUCGUGGGGAAAGGCAUGGAGCUGAGCGCCGAUGUGCUCGAGAUCCAGAGAGCCAAGAGAGCCUCGGAGAUCCAGAGCCAGACGUCCUACAAGCAGACCGACCAGCUGAGAGAAAACUCGUACGGGACGGUGACAGACACGCCUGAGCUGCUCCACGCCUCGUACCUCAAAGACGUCUACAGCCAGAAGAAGUACAAGGACGAGGCAGAGAGGCUGAAGGGAAGCUACAGUCUGCUUUCAGAAACACCCGAGAUGGAGAGAGUCAAAACCAACCAGAGGAACAUCAGCUCUCUGCGGUACGCCUGGGACUCCAAGCUGAUGAAAGGUCUGAUGUCUUCAGUCGCUGAGACGCCCGAGAUCGUCCUGGCCAGAGAGAACGCCAAGAAGAUCAGUGACGUGCGGUACAGGGAGGAGGUGGGCUGUGGGACGGCGGUGAGCGACACACCUGAGCUGGAGCGAGUCCGACGCAACCAGGAGAACAUCAGCUCAGUGAAGUACAGGCAGAGUGGAGUCAAAGCCACGAGUGUGGGAGUGACACCUGAGCUGGAGAGAGUCAAACAGAACCAGGAGAACAUCAGCUCGGUGAAGUACCAGCGCGGGCUGCAGGAGCUGAGGGGGCGGAGCUGCAGCGAGCUGGACACGCCCGAGUACCGGCGCGUCAGGAGGACGCAGGACUCCGUCUCCAUGGUAGCGGCCUGGUUGCCACGGCAGCCGCCCGGCCUGUGGGCGGAGCUAACACGAGUGACGUGACGUGACACCGCAGAGCCCGACCGCUGCACCCGAUACUAACCAGUCAGCACAGAGGACAGAGCACUGUGUGUGUGUGUGUGUGUGUGUGUGUGUAAGAGUGUGUGUGAGGCUGUGAGGGUAUGGGUGUA